UGAUUGGUUGCCAUGGGCAACUUCUCCACUCUUUUCAUUGCUUAUUACAUCUCCUUAUAAGAGAGUAUCACAGAAAGCCUCAUAUAGUAAAGGAAGUCCCGGGAUGCGGUUAUGUGACCGGCUCCGGAAUCCCGCCCGGUGGAAAGCCCAACAGUCAGAAUGCCGACUGACAGGGACUAUUCCCACUCGUGUGUGUCCACAACACCCAUAGAGUGGGAAUAGAACCUGUGGCGAGCCACCGAGCCUGCUGCAUGGCGAGCGCAGCACACCUGCAAGGGGCUUCGUUGCGCUCGCCCUCCCCUCCAGCAAUCUAAACAUCCGUAUCCCGGAUGGAUAUCCUCUGACUCUGAGAGAGUAUUGAAUUUCUGUAACAUCGUAUAUGCUAUGGCUGUAUCUUACAACCGACAGAAUUGCACAAAACGCUAUUCCAUUCUCCGUCUCUCCUGGAUUGAGCCCACUGUCUUCAAGCUCAGCCCUCUGCCAGCUAUUCAACACAGACUGGUAAGGACCAGUGGGAAUUAGCAGACACAAAUUAGGAGGUGUUGCAGCAGCAGCGUGUCCCUGCAUACACAGAAGUAGGCAGUUUUCAGUAGCCAAUGGUAGGAGGCUGAGUAGAAGUAAGCGGUUCCAGGUGACGAUUGUAGGAGCCUGGUGAUGACAGCACCUAACCCGCCCACUGCUCAGUGGGUGGAGUUAAAAACAAGUGAUUACUGACCUUUGAUAAAGCUGCCAAACGCCAGCGAAACGCGUAAGGGAACCAGCCCUGACCCAGACACCCUAAAGCCACCUUCAGGAUACCAUUGCAGUUAUCACCAUCUUGGAUAUUCUUCAAUCUAUGGACGUGGAAAAGUAACAGAGGGAAAACCACCAAACAUCUGCGUAGGAUCGGAGACAGCCUCUGGACCUUCGCUAGGUGGGAUACCCGGCAAAUCCACUGUAAUACUGCACCUUCCGGAAGUGGACCGGCGAGACAGAGCUGAGCUGGGACGCGUUGCCAAGGCAACACCGGCGCCCAGCAAUGACGUAACCAGGCUGAUUGGGCUGUACAGCAGCGCGCGUCCUAGUGCACUCGAUCCACCACACCUCCCUGCUCCCGGUCUGCAUCCGGAAGUAUGCCUGGCCUACAAAAGAUUCGUCUGGUGAUUGCGGAAAAAGGAUUGCCAUGUGACGAGCGGGAUGUCAGCCUGCCACUUGCAGAACAAAAAGAACCAUGGUUCAUGCGCCUCAAUCUUGGGGAGGAGGUACCAGUGGUUAUCCAUGGGGACAAUAUCAUCAGUGACUACAACCAGAUCAUUGACUAUGUUGAAAAUAAUUUUGUGGGAGAACUUAUUCCACAGUUAAUACCAGAAGCUGGAAGUCUUCUACACUCCAGAGUCGUUCAGUAUAGAGAUGUUCUAGAAAGCCUUCCGAUGGACGCCUACACUCAUGGAUGUAUUCUUCACCCAGAACUUACCAUGGAUUCCUUGAUCCCAAAAUACGCCACAGCUGAGAUCCGCAGACACCUGGCCAAUGCUACCACAGAACUAUUGAAACUCGAUCACGAGGAGCCUCAACUAAUGGAACCAUAUCUUUCCAAACAUAAAAAGCUCAUGGCUAAAAUACUGGAACAUGACAAUGUGAACAACUUGAAAAAAAUCCUAAUUGAGUUAGCCAUGGUAUUAGACCAGAUUGAGGCUGAGCUAGAAAAGAGGAAAAUUGAAUAUGAAGGCCGGAAAUGUGAGCUCUGGCUUUGUGGAAACAUCUUUACCUUAGCGGAUGUACUUCUGGGAGCUACAUUGCAUCGACUCAAGUUCCUAGGACUUUCCAAAAUUCAGUGGGAAGAUGGGAGCAGGCCAAACUUACAGUCAUACUUUGAGAGAAUACAGAAGCGCUAUGCAUUUCGGAGAGUACUUGGAGACAUCCACACCACCCUCCUGUCUGCAGUUUUACCCAACGCAUUCCGCCUUGUCAAACAAAAACCACCAUCUUUCUUUGGGGCAUCUUUCCUCAUGGGUUCAUUAGGGGGAAUGGGAUAUUUUGCCUACUGGUAUUUAAAGAAAAAAUACAUCUAAUGUCUAUCUGGUCUUAGUUUGAUGUCUCUGUGCAAUGUGGUAUUAUUAAACCUAGUAACAGAAACCUGAACAAAACUUCACCAUGAAACUGGUAUCUUUAAUGCUAAUGUAAACAUUCCACAAUAGAACACAUAGAUCUUAUAUUGCAAUAAAAGUACUAAAUUUGCAUAUUACUUUUGUAGGUUAAGCAAAAUAAAUCUAUAAUGUUGCAGCAUUAACAGAUCAAUUAAACUAUAACAAACGUGUUGAAUUGUGGCCUUUCCCUAGUUUCAAAUUUGUUAUCCUUCAAUGUAUACCCAUCAAUAUACAUAUUAGAGACAUCCAUUUUGAGGUCUGAGACAAUUUAUUAGGAGCUAGUCUCAUCUCUGAGUUCAUGCUCCAAUGAUGUCACUAGCUCCAAGCAACUUGAUAAAUUGAAUUUUUACUCGUUCUACAAAAUGGCUGCUUCCACUGUUGCAACAGGUACACUUGAGGCCAGCGAAAUGGUGGUGAAAUGACCACUCAAUAUACUUAUGACCAAAAUAAAAAGCCAUUAUCUUUGUAAACACACUGUUUCUUCCUAUAUAUUAUUUUGUAAGCUUAUAAAAUAAGAGCACAGAAUGAAAACCCCUGACACAAAAUGCUGGAGACAAAGGAAUGAAAUUGUGUGUUACUGUAUUUACAUUUUGAUUUCAAUGUAGAUUUUCUUUGAAUUAAAUAUUUUUAGAUUGAGCUGUUUUUAGAAUGUAUAAGACUUGGAUGCCUUUGGAUUUCUUUGAAACAGCUGCUUUUACUUUUACAAUCUUGUGACUCUCUUUUGUUGCCUAAAUCUCAAGGGUACAUAUUUUUUUUACUGCAUACACAAAGAAAAAAAAAUAGGGCAUUUAAAGGCCCGUUUCAUAUGAAAGUCUGUGAUAUCUGUCUGUUUGUGCACAUCCUCAUAAUUAAUCACAGGGUUCCAAACUUUCUUGUGCCUUUUGUAUGUCAGAAAGAGCAAAUUAAGUUCUUAAACAAGAAAGUAUUAUGGAUCAAUAAACUUUUGGUGGGAAAAUAA
This is a messenger RNA of Pseudophryne corroboree (corroboree frog), 3084 nucleotides long. RefSeq names its product ganglioside induced differentiation associated protein 1 like 1 (gene GDAP1L1). The coding region runs from base 1113 to 2051 and encodes 312 amino acids. Lineage: Eukaryota; Metazoa; Chordata; Amphibia; Anura; Myobatrachidae. The record is from RefSeq and is a predicted model, not a curated record. The transcript has 7 exons.